Molecule: messenger RNA, 1786 nt
Organism: Actinia tenebrosa (Australian red waratah sea anemone)
Lineage: Eukaryota; Metazoa; Cnidaria; Anthozoa; Actiniaria; Actiniidae
Cellular component (GO): nucleolus
Molecular function (GO): telomerase inhibitor activity; nucleic acid binding
Source: RefSeq, a predicted model, not a curated record
GCAAAACCUUUUAGUAAACCAAGAUGGCGAUGUUAGCCGAAAGAAAAUCUAAGCAAAAAUGGAGCCACGAUCCAAGGAACAAAGCUUGGAGCACCAAUACAGAUCGGUUUGGUUACCAGAUGUUGACCAAGAUGGGGUGGUCAGCUGGUAAAGGCCUUGGUGCUAAUGAAAGUGGGUCUACAAGCCAUGUUAAAGUAUCCUUGAAGAAUAAUAACCUUGGUGUUGGAGCCAAGGCAAGUCAGGAAGACAACUGGCUAGCCCACCAGGAAGACUUCAAUGAUCUUCUUGCACACCUCAAUAGGGCAAACAAUAGUGAUGCUGGUAAUGAAGACAGUGACAGCGGCGCAAAGAACAAAGAUAUGGAAACAAUUGCAAGAAAUUCAAAGAAAAGAGUCUUUUACCAGAGGUUCAUAAAAAGCAAGAAUACAUCCAGCUAUUCAGCAGAAGACAUGGCUUGUAUCAUGGGACAACGAAGCAAGUCAGCUCCUGACUCACCUGCAGAUCUUUCAGAGAAUGAGGAUUCAGACGAUAGCUGUGCUUCAUGCCCUGUCAUAUCUGAAACACAUGAUCUAGGAAUGACCACUAUCACUAGUAAGCAGAGCGUUCAAGAUUAUUUUGCCAUGAAAAUGGCUGAGCUUAAAGAAAAAAGAAGACUAGAAAGUUCUGCCGGUCAAGACAUGACUCAAGGAACAAACAACGAGGAGGACGAUAGAGAAGAGACAUUGGAUGUUGCGAGUCGAAAGAAACAGAAAAAAAAGGCAAGGAAAAGAACAGAUGACGUUCAAGAAGAUAUUGAUGAUUCUGAGAAGACUGGAGUAAAAUUAUCGGACGAUAAAAUUCCUAAGAAGAAGAAAAAGAAAUCAAAGAAAAGAGAGUUGAACGAAGAUGAAGAGGACGAAGAAAGCACGAGCGAAGUUGCGAUCAAUAAGGAAGAUGAAAAAGCAACCUCGGACGACAAAAGUGAAAAGAAAAAGAAGAAGAAAGAAAAGAAAUUAAGAAAAAAAGUUGAAGGAGUAAGCCAUUAUGAUCUUAGAAAUCUAGAGGAUAAGAAGAUUAAAUUGCAGAAGAAUGAAGAAUCUUGUGAAAAUGUAAAGAAAAGGAAGCGAAAAAACGGAAAAAGUAAACUAGAGGAAGAGGAAAUUUGUCAAAAUGAAACUAAAACUUUGAUCUCAAAGAAAAAGAAAAAGUCUGACAUUGAUUCUAUUAAAAAUGAAGAUGAAAAAGAAAGAGGACAAGACGAGAAACGAAAAGAAAAGAAAAAGAAGGAAAAACAAAACAGGAAUUUUGAGAUAAAAAUAAACAAAGGAAAAACAAGGAAAAGCAAAGACAAAAAGGCUAAAUAGGUAGGAGAUGAAAGAUUUCAUUUUUAAAUUUACGCCAAUUUUAUGUCAAGGUAUGAAAGAUUAAUAGGUAAUGCCGGGAUUUCGAAAAAUUCCUCUGACUGCCAAAUUGGACUCAGCCUACGGCCUCAUCCAAUUUUGUCAGUCCUCGGAAUUUUCCUCGUCCAAUUAUUUCUUAAUUGGACAGCAUGGAGUCCUAUUACAUAUACUAAUUUUUGUAUUCUUGAUUUCAUUAUUCGAUUCGAUCAUUCAUUAUUGAAAACGAACCUUUCAGCGACAUAUAUGCUUGGCUUUUGUAUAUGCUAGGCCUCGAAGAUUCGUUUUCAGUAAUGAUUUGGUUUGGCUGUAACUAUAAUUUUUAGUUCCAGACAGACUGACAGACAGACAGACAGACAGACAGACAGACAGACAGACAGACAGACAGAAAGACAGACAGACAGACAGAC